Molecule: messenger RNA, 2549 nt
Organism: Phragmites australis (common reed)
Lineage: Eukaryota; Viridiplantae; Streptophyta; Magnoliopsida; Poales; Poaceae
Product: protein SCARECROW 2-like
Exons: 2
Coding region: 203-2182 (659 amino acids)
Biological process (GO): regulation of DNA-templated transcription; maintenance of protein location in nucleus; leaf development
Cellular component (GO): nucleus
Molecular function (GO): DNA-binding transcription factor activity; sequence-specific DNA binding
Source: RefSeq, a predicted model, not a curated record
UCUCCCAUCGGCGUCUUCCUCUUCACUCCUCCAUCUACUCCUACUCCACUGAUCCGCUCCCACCUCUCGCCUCGCCUCACCACUUCCGCUGCAUCAGCAGCAGCCGCGCGUGGUGCCAAAUCACAUAAAAAUCCCAGCUGCUCCUCCCGCGCUGGGUUGAUCGAUCGCCACGCGCGCGGCGUGUUCCCCUUGGCGUUUGUAGAUGGGCUCCUCCUCCCUCCUCCUCUUCCCCUCGUCCUCCUCCUCUGCCGCCGCCUCCCACUCUUAUUCUCAUGCCACCAUCACCUCCUCCUCUCAUUCCUUAUUGCCACCGCUCCCCUCUACACACCUCCCCUCCCAAGACCACAUCCUCCUCCGCUGCAUCCAACAUCUAGAUCACCACCAAGAACCCGCCGCCGCCAUGGUCCGCAAGCGCCCCGCGCCCGACAUGGACCUGCCGCCGCCGCGGCGCCACGUCACCGGCGACCUCUCCGACGUCACCGCCGCCGCUGGUGCGCCGCCGCCGUCGGACUCCAGCGCGCAGCUGCCCGCGUUGCCCACUCAGCUUCCCGCGUUCCAUCAGCACCCGGAGAUAGACGCCGCCGCACCCCCGGCGCAAGAACAGGCGGGCGAGGUGGCGUCGUCGACAACGGCAUGGGUGGACGGCAUCAUCCGCGACAUCAUCGGGAGCAGCGGCGCGGCGGUCUCCGUCACGCAGCUUAUCCACAACGUCCGCGAGAUCAUCCACCCCUGCAACCCCGGACUCGCCUCCCUCCUCGAGCUCCGCCUCCGCUCUCUCCUCACAGCCGACCCCGCCCUGCCGCCGCCUCCCCAUCCUCCUUCCCUCCUACAUAACACGACACCCGCCGCCCCAACGGUCGCGGCGCUCCCUCCCCCUGCCCCGCUUCCAGACAAGCGCCACCAGGAGCUGCGGUGUCAGGAGGAGCCGAACCCGCUGCCGCAGUCGCCAAAGGCCCCCACCGCGGAGGAAACUGCCGCCGCAGCCGCGGCCGCCGCAGCGGCCGCUGCUGCGGCCGCGAAGGAGAGGAAAGAAGAGCAGCGGCGGAAGCAGCGUGACGAGGAGGGGCUGCACCUCCUGACGCUGCUGCUGCAGUGCGCCGAGUCCGUGAACGCGGACAACCUCGACGACGCGCACCAGACGCUGCUGGAGAUCGCCGAGCUCGCCACGCCGUUCGGCACCUCCACGCAGCGCGUCGCCGCCUACUUCGCGGAGGCCAUGUCUGCGCGCCUCGUCAGCUCCUGUCUCGGCCUGUACGCGCCGCUGCCGCCCGCGUCCCCCGCCGCGGCCCGCCUCCACGGCCGCGUCUCCGCCGCGUUCCAGGUGUUCAACGGCAUCAGCCCCUUCGUCAAGUUCUCGCAUUUCACGGCGAACCAGGCCAUCCAGGAGGCGUUCGAGCGGGAGGAGCGCGUCCACAUCAUCGACCUCGACAUCAUGCAGGGGCUGCAGUGGCCGGGGCUCUUCCACAUCCUCGCCUCCCGCCCCGGCGGCCCGCCCAGGGUCAGGCUCACCGGGCUGGGCACGUCCAUGGAGGCGCUCGAGGCCACAGGGAAGCGGCUCUCGGACUUCGCCGACACGCUGGGGCUGCCGUUCCAGUUCUGCGCGGUGGCGGAGAAGGCCGGGAAUGUUGACCCGGAGAAGCUGGCCAUCACGCGGCGCGAGGCCGUCGCCGUCCACUGGCUACACCACUCGCUCUACGAUGUCACCGGCUCCGACUCCAACACGCUCUGGCUCAUCCAGAGGUUGGCACCGAAGGUGGUGACAAUGGUGGAGCAGGACCUCAGCCACUCAGGCUCCUUCCUGGCGCGUUUCGUCGAGGCCAUCCACUACUACUCCGCGCUGUUCGACUCGCUGGACGCGAGCUACGGCGAGGACAGCCCGGAGCGGCAUGUCGUGGAGCAGCAGCUGCUGUCGAGGGAGAUCCGCAACGUGCUGGCCGUGGGCGGCCCGGCGCGCACGGGCGACGUCAAGUUCGGGAGCUGGCGCGAGAAGCUUGCGCAGUCGGGGUUCCGUGCGGCGUCGCUCGCAGGCAGUGCGGCGGCGCAGGCCUCGCUGCUGCUCGGCAUGUUCCCCUCCGACGGGUACACGCUCGUUGAGGAGAACGGUGCUCUGAAGCUCGGCUGGAAGGAUCUCUGCCUGCUCACUGCAUCCGCUUGGCGCCCAAUUCAGACUUCAGGCCGUUGAAGUUUGAGAGCAAAUUUGCAGAGCUAGAGUAUCACUAGAUCUUACUUAGAGCCUCUUGCCUAGUUCUUUUGCCUCUUUAGCUAGCUGCUCAAUUUGGUCAAUUAUGAGAUAUGAAAAGGAAAACAUUUCUGAUCACUAAUUGCUAGAAAUCUCCAUAGUGAUAGUUACUAAUGUUGGCUUAGUUUCAUGGUAGAUUUCUCAUGUUUGUGUGUUUAUUAGUUCUUAUUGCUUCCAUGGGUGCCAUUAUCCUUCCGUACAAAUCACAUUCCACGAGUGAGAAUUUGGGUAUUUUGUGAGUUCGCCAUCCCCAUCAAGCAAUCCCACUUCACUAGUAGUUCUUUGCUGAGUCUUCUUUUUAGCUUCUUGG